Hydra vulgaris (swiftwater hydra) is the source of this 1585-nucleotide messenger RNA. RefSeq names its product serum paraoxonase/arylesterase 1. Gene Ontology annotation, molecular function: arylesterase activity. Lineage: Eukaryota; Metazoa; Cnidaria; Hydrozoa; Anthoathecata; Hydridae. The record is from RefSeq and is a predicted model, not a curated record.
AUUCAGGUUUUUUUUAGCUUAAACUUUAGAUUUAUUUAUUUUUAAACACCAAACUUACUCUAACCUGCAUGAAAGUCAUUUGAAGUUUUAAAAAUGAUAAAUUUUAAAAUCAUAGUUGUAACUGUGUUGUCUGCUAUCCUUAUACCCAAAAUUUACUUAUGGUUAACAAGUAAUGCAGUGGGAGUUCAGUUUUAUAAUGUCUAUCCUGGAAUGUGUAAAUCUAUUCCUGGUAUUGUCUGCGGGUCUGAAAAAAUUACAGUGACUUCCGAUGGGCUUGCUUUUUUUACUAGUGGAAUGAAAGGUGCCUCAAAUUGUGAUCAUCGUUAUCUGCAUGGUCGUAUUUAUUUAUUUGAUUUUAAAGAUCCAGAAAAAGGAGCAACAGAACUUUUUUUGAAGAGUAACAGUAUAAUACCCAGUAAUUUUAGUCCCCACGGGAUGGACUUGUUUGAAGAUUUAAAAAAUAAUUUAAUUAAACUGCUGGUGAUCAACCAUGCUAAUCAUAGAGAAAGUGUUGAAGUAUUUGUUUUUAGACGUAGUGAACCUUCUCAUUUGGAUCAUGUAAAAACCUUAACUGAUAAAAAGUUUGUUUGUCUUAAUGAUAUUGCUGUUAUAAAUGAAAACAUAUUUUAUGUUACUAAUUAUCUGAAGUACUGCCAAUAUAACGAGUUUGCUUCAUUGCUUUUUGAAGUUGGUUUAAAAAUGCCCACAUCUAAUAUAGUUUAUUAUAAUGAAGGAAGCACUUUAGUUGCAGCAGAUGGGUACUCUUCAUUAAACGGCAUAGCCAUUAAUAAAGAUUUCUCUGUUGUUUUUGUAUCUUCAGCUGCAAAUAAAACUUUAUCUGUCUUUAAACGUGAAGCUGAUUCAGGAAAACUUUUACUUCAUAAUGCAAUUGAUGUUUCAUAUAGUCCUGACAAUGUUUAUAUUGAUCAUCAAACUGGUAUUUUAUAUGUUGCAGUCUUCAAAAAACCACUUCAUUUCUUCUUAGCGAUAAGAAACUUAACUCUCAACACUGGAACUGGGAUAAAAAUUGUGCCUGACUCUAAUCAGUGGAAAAAAGCAGAUGUAACUGAAGUUUUUCAUGAUAAUGGUCAGCUUAUUCAAAGUGCAAGCAUGAUAGUUUUUUACAAAAAUCAAUAUUUAAUUGGUUCAGUUUAUAACACAUUGGUUUACUGCCGCACAGAUAAUAUCUAAAUGAUAUUAUUUGUGCACAUGAUUCUUAUUGUUAUAUGAGAUUUUAUCUUCAACUCUUUUUCCCUCUUCUCCUUAGACCUUUUUUUUUAAAAAAAAAAGUUUAUAUUCUUUUUAAAGAAACUUGUUUUCUAGCAAAUAAUCUGAUUUCUUUCUGAAAAAGGUUUUUUGAAUACGCAUUUGUCAAAUGCUCUUUUAAUACUCUUUGUAUGUAUGUAUGUGUGUGCGUGCGCGUGUGUGUGUGUGUCUGCGUGUGUGUGUGUGUCAACUUAACACUCUUUAAUAACUUUAAAGUUUAAUGUUGUAUUUUUCUUACGUAUUUUAUAAAUCACCAGCUCAUUUUUUAUAAAAUAAGAUCUUUUUAAUCUAAUAAAUAUAGAUUUUCUUUUUUUGUAAA